CACGUGACGUUAUAUAACUGAUGGCAGAUGAAGCCAACCGGGAUGCGCUAGACGCGAUUGAGGUAGAAUUACGUCGCGAGCCUCGACUACAGAAGGCACACCCUGUGAAUGGCAUCCCAGCUUCUUGUAGAAGGGUGAAGCUUUAUGAGCUCUAUGGCACCAAUGAAGCCUGGGUUGACAAAGGCACUGGUUACUGCCAUAUUAAGGAAACCGGUGACGAAGACAGCCCUCAAAUAGUUAUUGAGCUUGAACAGGACGGCAAGACCAUUAAAGUGGUUUCCAAUAUACAGAGUAAUACCAAUUAUUCAUCUCAAAAUGACUCCAUUAUUAUAUGGCAAGAGAGUGGCGAUGAGCGUCUUCACAGGGCGCUAUCGUUCCAGAAUGUGGUUGGACACAAGUCGUUUUGGAGUUACAUCAGCGGCUUAGUUGACGAGAAGCGUAUUCAAGGGUGCAAGGAACGUGACGGUACGGGUAUAGAUGGUGAUGUUGAGAACGAUGGCGACAAGUCGUCUCCGAAUAGUUCCAUGGUUGAUGACGCCCAUUCACCCAAGCUUGGUGCUAAAUGUGGCACUGGUUAUCGUGCGCUACCGACCCCGUCAGCGCCUGAGCUCCGGAAGCUGGAGACUACUAUUGACGCCAUGUUGGCGCAGGCGUCGUUGUCCGACUUGAUAUUCAUGGACCUACUUGAGAAGAAGUGGCUUUUGGAGGCCUUUACCGUGAUGAACCGCUGUGUAGAUAUCGGUGACCUAUCCACCCUAUCGGCUAUAGCUUCUGUAAUGUCCAGGCUUAUGCUAAAUUGGUGUGGCAACCUUGAGUUAAUGCACGUGUUCGUCAGUGACGAUAUAUUUUUUGACCUCUUGCGUGCUUUUGAAUAUGACGGCGAGUUGCUAUCACAGAACUUAAGUCUGGAGCAUGUAAAGUUUUUCAAGGAGCAUGUGAAGCACCAUGACGUUGUAGUUUUGGGCAACCCUGCUUUCUACAAGUUGGUUCACUCCAGCUAUCGCAUUGAGUACCUCAAGGAUGUAGUGCUCCCAAGGCAGCUUGAUGAAUUUGCUAUUCAGCGAUUGAAUAGCGUGAUUUUUUCCAAUACCAAUGAGAUACUGAACACUAUAUCCAGUGACGGUCGUGGUUUUGUCGAGUCGUUGAAGGAUCAGUUGGCCAACAACUACAUGGCUGCAAUGUUGCUUAGGGAGCUGCUGAGCACCGCUAGGUGUUCCCAAGGCGUGAAUCAACCAGAUCGCAUUUCAUUAUUACUCCUGAUUAAGCACAGUCAGCUAUUAAACGAGCUUUCGGGUUACCUUGACAAUACGGCCCCGGCCUGCAAGAACUUUGAGGAGACCAUUAAGCCUAUAAACGACCAUGCGGAGCGUGAAUACAACUCGCUAAAGUGCACUUUUGUAUCUUCACAAAACCACCGUCCCGAUCUUUUGGGCAGCCGGCGUCACCAUUUAGUUGACCCCGUGGCACUGGCCGUUGAGAUUUUCAACCUAUGCCUGGAGGUAUUCCCCUCAAUUGUUAGGACCGCUGUCUUUUCAGAUGCUGAGGCUAAGGGCGAGCCAGCCUUGCUAUUUGCGCUUUGCGACGUCCUUGCGACCAAUGCCCAUGAAGGUGUACAGACACAGACCAAGGAUAUCUUCGUACGGUUGCUGGACCCCAAGAACAUGGACUUGCCCGAGAAGGAUGAGAUGUGCUCACUAUUCUAUGAUAACGGCGUUUUGGACUGCAUAGUUGACAGAAUAUUCGGUCCUAACGUCCCAGAUUCGAGGAUAAUACGUGUUGCGAAGGUGCACGCCAUUGACCUGCUUUCGCUAUGUGCCAAGGAGCAUAGGCACAGGUUCAAGCUCCGUGUACAGAGCCACAAGCUGCCUCUACGCGUGCUUUCAAGCUGUUUACGGCCGUUUGACAAGUUUGUUGCUGUGGGAGCCAUGAAGUUCCUUCACGUGUGCAUCAAGAUGAAGGAUGUGAGUGUCGAGCGCCACAUUACCAAGUACCAUUUGCUUAGACCGGUAAUGUGGAUACUGAAGACAAAGGUAAACCCUGGCAAGGACGGUGGAUGCAUGCUUGAAAGUGUAUGUCUAGGCAUAUUAAACACUAUCGACAGCUGGGCCCUUGAUGGGCUGGUUUACUCCUUAUUCGAGGACCCGUUUUGCACUGCCAUCUACUUAGAGCUGAAGCGUUGCUACUCACACUGCUGCGAGAACUUUGUGUUCAACAACAUGGAGCGUAUGUUUCGUUUCUCUAGGGUCGGUGGUCAGGAGGACAACAGCAAGAAACGUAGCAUUUUUGUGGACCCCGAUAGGUGGUUCGAGGAAGAUGAUGAGGAUGACUCAGACCAGGUUAAGCAAAAUACAUCGCACUCUGGAGGCAAUUUGGUCGACGGAUACGAUGACGACGAUGACUACAGUGCUAAACGAGGUCUCAUGAGCGUUGAUAAGUCACUAGUAUCAACAUCUAUACACGACGAUAACGGGGAUGACGAGGUGAUGGAGCCUUUACACAAGGUACGGCGUAAAGGCCCUGAGGACAAGGUUGAGCUCUUUGACUUCACCUUUAAAGCGGCCAAGAGCACUAAGAUCAAUGUGUUACUGGAUAUUGGUCGUAAGAAGCCCCCUUCAGGCGAAAGCCUCGCGAGUGACUUUGUCUUAGAUUCAAGCGAUUGAA
Molecule: messenger RNA, 2661 nt
Organism: Babesia bovis T2Bo
Lineage: Eukaryota; Apicomplexa; Aconoidasida; Piroplasmida; Babesiidae
Exons: 4
Coding region: 21-2660 (879 amino acids)
Biological process (GO): protein dephosphorylation
Cellular component (GO): protein phosphatase 4 complex; nucleoplasm
Molecular function (GO): protein phosphatase activator activity
Source: RefSeq, a predicted model, not a curated record